AGAAACAGUACAAGCUGCCAUGGUGGGGAUUUGUAUAUUGAUUUUUCCUUUUUUACUACAGGUCCCUUCCCACCUGGUUCGCUAUCUUUCCGACUCUCAGCCUCCCUUCUGCAUCCAACGCCCGGACCCCCUGGUGCUGACUGUGCGCAGCCUGGACAGAACCAUCAACUUGUACACUAAGGUGCUGGGCAUGGAAGCCACAACCUUCAAGGGAGGCAGGAAGGCUCUGAGCUUUGGGGUGCAAAAGAUUAAUCUGCAUGUGGCUGGGAAAGAAUUUGAACCGAAAGCGGCUGUCCCCUCCCCGGGAUCAGCUGACCUGUGUCUCAUCACCGAGGCGCCACUCAGCACUGUAGCGCAACACCUAAAGGUAAGGCCUAAUUAUCAUUUGUACCUGGGAGAAAGUCAGUACAAAAAAAAUCUUCUUUUUAUGUCACACCACGAUGUUAUGUGGGGGGCCCAAGGAUGUUAA
Messenger RNA from Xenopus tropicalis (tropical clawed frog), 469 nucleotides. Its product is annotated as glyoxalase domain-containing protein 5-like. Lineage: Eukaryota; Metazoa; Chordata; Amphibia; Anura; Pipidae. The record is from RefSeq and is a predicted model, not a curated record. Bases 20 to 469 code for a protein of 149 amino acids. The transcript has 3 exons.